Messenger RNA from Lactuca virosa, 2856 nucleotides. NCBI's taxonomy places the organism in Eukaryota, Viridiplantae, Streptophyta, Magnoliopsida, Asterales, Asteraceae. The record is from the annotation of a GenBank genome assembly.
AUGUGCUAUUGUCCACAGGAGAUGACAUUUUGUCAAAUGUUAGAGUUUAUAAUUGUCUUUGUAUCUGGUGAGGAAAAUAACUUGUUUUAUCUCAAAUUGAUUCGGAAACCCGGGCUUCAGAGGUCGCUGCCUCCAUCUUCAACUAAUCAUCGUGGAUACAGUGUGCAAAUUUGGAUCUAUCUUUGUGAGUUUGCAAUGGAGGGUGUGUUAAUUGACUGUGUACAGAACAGUCUGCGACAUCUAUUAUAUCGCAAUGCAAUUUUCAUGUGUGAAAGGCUUUGCUCUGAGUUUCCCUCAGAGGCAAACUUGCAAUUGUUAGCUGCAUGUUACUUGCAAAGCAAUCAAGCUUACUCAGCCUACCAUAUUUUAAAGGGAACACAAAUGCCUCAAUCCAGAUACUUGUUUGCAAUAUCAUGCUUUCAAAUGGAUCUCCUAAAUGAAGCUGAAAUGGCAUUAUGCCCUUCUAAUGAGCCAAGUGCAGAGGUACCAAAUGGUGCAGCUGGUCAUUAUCUUCUUGGGCUCAUAUAUAGAUACACAGAUAGAAUGAAAAGUGCUGCUCAUCAAUUUAACCAGGCUUUAUCACUAGAUCCUCUCUUGUGGGCUGCAUAUGAGGAAUUGUGUAAGUUAGGAGCUGCUGGAGAAGCAACAUCAGUCUUUGGGGAAUCAGCUUCUGAAUGCAUUCAGAAGCAGUACAUGAGUCAUGACGUGGGCCCCCCUGGGGAUGAUCAUAAUCUAGUUUCUGGGAGACAGCUGGCAGAGAGUGUUAGUCCAAGGCAACUGAGACUUUUACAUGGAAAUAAUGUUAAGGAUAAUUCCUUAAAUCAUAAUGGUGCUGCUUUUGCUGGAAAUGCUGCUACUCAACCCAAUAAUGGUGUUCAUGCUAACAUAUCAUUUUAUAAUACCCCUUCCCCAAUGGCCACUCAGUUGUCAGGUGUGGCCCCACCACCUAUAUGUAGAAACAUGGUUCCAAAUGGUCCAAAUUCAAGUUCUGGUGGUGCUGAUGCCUCUCCAAGGUCAACUGUCAAAUCCACCAUUCAAGCUCCUAGAAGAAAGUUUGUUGAUGAAGGGAAGCUAAGAAAGAUAUCAGGAAGAUUAUUUUCUGAUUCUGGUCCUAGAAGAAGCACUAGACUUGCUGGAGAAACUGGAUCUGUAGCAACAAUUAUAACUGGAAAUGGAACAACAACAAAUCAUCACUCUUCUAAAUAUCCUGUCACUUCUAAGAUAACCUCUGCAGCAUUUCGUGCAGUAACUGUUAGAAAAGAAAAAUCUUGGUCUUCUGAAUCUUUUAAUGAAGGGAUUAGGUCUGAGGUUGAUGACACACGUUCAAAUGCUACAACAACUUCUGGUUCAUCUCCUUCACCUGAUACUGUAUCUGUAUCUUGUGAUGCUUUAAUCAUGUCAAUGGGUAGUAGGGCUUCCAUGAGUGUAUCAAAAAUUGCAACUGGUGCUUCAGAUGUAUUGUCUCUUCUUAAAAUCCUUGGGGAAGGUUUUAGGCUUUCAUGUCUAUAUCGGUGUCAGGAUGCACUUGAUGUGUUUCUUCAACUUCCUCAUAAGCAAUAUAACACAGGCUGGGUUCUCUCUCAGGUGGGAAAAGCUCAUUUUGAAUUGGUUGAUUAUCUAGAAGCUGAGCGUGCCUUUAGCAAUGCCAGAUUGGCUUCUCCUUAUAGCUUAGAAGGAAUGGAUAUUUAUUCUACUGUUUUAUAUCACCUGAAGGAGGAUAUGAGGUUGAGUUAUUUGGCACAAGAGCUAAUAUCAACGGAUCGCUUAGCCCCUCAAUCAUGGUGUGCAAUGGGAAAUUGCUAUAGUAUGCAAAAAGACCAUGAAACCGCUCUCAAGAACUUUCAACGUGCAGUACAACUGAAUUCAAGAUUUGCAUAUGCUCACACCCUUUGUGGUCAUGAAUAUGUGGCAUUGGAGGACUUUGAGAAUGGAAUAAAAAGUUACCAAAACGCCCUUCAAGUUGAUGGAAGACAUUAUAACGCAUGGUAUGGCCUUGCAAUGAUAUAUCUUCGCCAAGAAAAAUACGAAUUCUCAGAACAUCACUUUCGAAAGGCUCUCCAAAUAAACCCCCGUUCUUCUGUCAUAAUGUCUUAUUUGGGAACCUCAUUGCAUGCCUUAAAGAGAAACGAAGAAGCAUUAGAGAUAAUGGAGAACGCGAUAAUUGCGGAUAAGAAGAACCCUCUCCCUAUGUAUCAAAAAGCUAACAUUCUUGUGAGCAUGGAAGAUUUUAAUGGUGCUUUGAAAGUUCUAGAAGAGCUUAAAGAAUACGCGCCUCGUGAAAGCAGUGUGUAUGCAUUAAUGGGAAAGAUAUAUAAACGCCGCCUUAUGUAUGACAAGGCCAUGCUUCAUUUCGGUCUUGCGUUGGAUUUAAAACCUUCCGCGACAGAUGUCGCUACUAUUAAGGCUGCCAUCGAGAAAUUACAUGUACCGGAUGAGUUAGAAGAUAAUUUAUAGAGGUGUCAUUCAAAUGCAAGUGCAAGUCAAGACCAUUUGUAAAAUUUAUGCGACAAGGACCUUUCACGCCAAGUGGCACUCACAAGGAAUUAUGGAGUCCGUUUCUGGACGAAAAUGCCCUCGUUCUUUAGAUGUUAGAUAAAUUGUAAUGACAGAGGAUAUAUAUAUGUUAGUGGUGACGGUUUAUAGUUUGAUUAUAUGUAUGUACCGGUUUAGUUGAAACCGCCAACAAAAGGUAUGUACCUUUAUCUUAUUGAGUGUCUGGACAAGCUUUUUAGGGUUAUUUUUUAAUACUGGGGAUAAGAAGGGCAUUCACGUUUUUUGCGCUGAUAAAACAUUAAAAUUUUGUCUUGAAGCGAACAAUGUGUCUGGUUAUCUUUUAUCUGUUCAAUCUACUCAUGC